Molecule: messenger RNA, 3667 nt
Organism: Coturnix japonica (Japanese quail)
Lineage: Eukaryota; Metazoa; Chordata; Aves; Galliformes; Phasianidae
Gene: NLRX1
Product: NLR family member X1
Molecular function (GO): protein binding
Source: RefSeq, a predicted model, not a curated record
GACGUCUCCGAGCCCUUCCCGGCCCCGGGGGAGAGGAGCAGGGCUGUGCUGCCCUAUAUAGAACCCAGGGGAAGGCGGCGGAAGGUGCUGGCGGAGCAGAGGGAGGGCAGGGAGCCGGGUAAGGCGGGGAUGGCAGCAAGCAGAGCGGUGCGAGCCCUGCUCGGCCUCUGCUCGGCUCAUCGUUUGCUGUGAGCUGGAGUUUUCUUACUCCCUGUGCCUCAGUUUCCCUUGCAAGCCGGGCGUGCUGCGCGUGAGUCAAUACGGUGGGAGGUUGGGAGGAUCCCCCCCGAGCUGCUCAACCCCUCGUCCGCAGCUGGGGGAGGGCGCAGAGAGCCGGGCUUGGCGCUGUUUCACCAUAUAGCGCUUAAAACGUCGAGCUCCAGCGCUUUUGCUCUCCGGGAUGCGGCGCUAAAGCUGAAUCCAGGUUGACGGCUUUGUGGAUCGGGAGGUAAUGUUACUCUGCCCCUCGUGCCCUUGCUGACCCCUCUGUUUCAGGCAGAAGAUGUCCCGGGCCAUACAGUGCCAUGGCUGCCUGCCCUGGGGCAGCUGGAUGCGGCUGUGUGGGUCCCAGCCCGGCUGCAGGGCAGUACGGUGUGUGUACCUCUGUGCUGCUUCGGGGCCAGGUGUUGCAGGCAGCUGCUUCCACGGGAAGAUCCUCCAUGUGGCUGGCAUCUCCCUCCCCAGCAGGAGCUGUGUUCGGUACAAGGGAGGGACUCAGGAGAAUCGAGCCCAGCGCGGCUCCUCUCAGCAUGGCCUGGACCAUCUCAGGAACGUGGCCUCAUCUGAUGCUAUUAAGAAACACCAGAAGAGCCUGUCUGCGUGGUUCAGCAACCAGCCCAACGAAGAGAGGCAGUUUGGCCCUUCCUUCUCUCUAGACGCCGUCCAUGUGGACCCAGUGAUCCGGGAGAGUUCCCUGGAGCAGAUCCUGAAGCCCUCACCUGACCUGACUAUCCAGCACCAGCUCCAGCAGCCCUGCAGGCGGGUCAUCAGCCUCCAGAACCUCUUUGAUGUGGAUGCAUGUGGGCGGCAGGUGAAGAACGUGGUGCUGUACGGCACCGUGGGCACAGGGAAGAGCACCCUCAUCAAGAAGCUGGUGGUGGACUGGUGCCAUGGUCUCCUACCCCGCUUUGAGCUGGUCAUCCCCUUCUCCUGUGAGGACCUGUCCCAUAGUCACGUCCCUAUCUCCCUGAGACGCCUCAUCACCAAGAAGUACCAGCACCUCCGAGAUGUGGUGCCACUUCUGGGCUCUUCCAACCUCAAGGUGCUUUUCAUCCUUAAUGGACUGGAGCGCCUCAACUUGGAUUUCCGACUGGCUGGCACUGAGCUGUGCUGUGAUGCCAAUGAGCCUGUGCCUCCAUCUGCCAUCGUGGUCAACCUGCUGCGGAAAUAUCUCCUGCCAGAGGCCAGCAUCAUCGUCACCACGCGCCCAUCUGCGGUGCGCCGGAUCCCUGGUAAGUACGUGGGCCGCUAUGCAGAGAUCUGUGGCUUCUCAGACACCAACCUGCAGAAGCUGUAUUUCCAGCUGCGCCUCAGCCAGCCUGGCUGUGAUGGAGAAAACAACGUGGCCAGCCGCUCAGGAGAGCAGGAUAACUUGGUGGAGAUGCUGUCGAGGAACCUGGAGCGCCAAAACCAAAUUGCUGCCGCCUGCUUCUUGCCGUCCUACUGCUGGUUGGUGUGCACCACGCUGCACUUCCUAUACUUCACCAGGACGGUGCCUCCCAGCCAGACACUGAGUGGCAUCUACACCAGCUUCCUGAGGCUCAACUUCAGCGGGGAGGUGUUGGAUAGCACCGACCCCACCAAAAUCUCCAUGAUGAAAUACGUGGCCAAGACGGUGGGCAAGCUGGCCCACGAAGGGGUGAUGUCCCGCAAGACCAGCUUCACAGAGGAGGACCUGCAGCAGUGCUUUGAGGUGGAGAUGAAGACUGAAAGCGAGCUCAACCAGCUGGAGGUCUUCCGCAGUGAUGUCUUCCGCUUCUUCCUCACUCCGUGUGUGCAGCCAGGCAAGGAGCACACCUUCGUCUUCACCAUCCCUGCAAUGCAGGAGUACCUGGCGGCCCUGUACGUGGUGCUGGGCGAGAAGAAGACCCUGAUGCAGAAAGUGGGGAAGGAGGUGUCGGAGAUCAUCGGGAAGGUGAGCGAAGAUGCUGCCGUGGUGCUGAGCAUCAUCUCCAAAGUGCUCCCGCUGCGUUUCCUGCCUGUGCUCUUCAACCUGCUCAAAAUGUUCCCUCGCUUCUUCUCGCGGUUGAGUGGGAAGGGCCGGGACACCAUCGCCCGCACCAUGGCGGAGGAGCUGUUCAAAGAGGAGGAUUACUACAAUGAUGAUGUCUUGGAUCAAAUCAAUUCCAGCAUCUUGGGUGUGGAAGGCCCCAUGCGGCACCCUGAUGAGGCCGCUGACGAUGAAGUCUUUGAGCUCUUCCCCAUCUUCAUGGGUGGGAUCCUGUCCCGCCGCAACCGUGCCAUCUUGGAGCAGUUGGGCUGCUCCAUCAAGAACCUGGCGGCCUUUGAGAUAGCCAAGGCCAUGAAGAAGACUGUCAUCAGGAACAGCCGCAAAGGGCUGCCCCCCUCCGAGCUCAUGGACUAUCUCUUCUUCCUGCACGAGUUCCAGAACGAGCGCUUCACAGCUGAGGCCGUCCGCUCCCUCCGGACUAUCAACCUCUCCUCUGUCAAAAUGACCCCUCUCAAGUGCUCCGUUCUGGCUUCUGUCAUAGGCAGCACCAACCACGAGGUGGAGGAGCUGAAUCUGACCUCCUGCAACCUUGACAGCAGCAGCUUGAGGACUCUAUUCCCCAUCCUGCUGCGGUGCAAGUUCCUCCACCUGCAGCUCAACAGCCUGGGCCCUGAUGCCUGCAAGGAGAUCCGUGACCUGCUCCUGCACGACAAGUGUGCGGUGAACAACCUGCGGCUGGGGAACAACCCCAUAGGUGAGCAGGGGGCACAGUACCUGGCCGAGGCGCUGGCAGGCAACCGUUCCCUGACCCAGCUGUCCCUGCUGCACACUGCAUUGGGAGAUCGUGGCGUGGAGCUGAUUGCCCAGCACCUGGCUGAGAACCAGCAGCUCCAGGAGAUCAACCUGGGCUACAACUCCCUGACGGACACGGCCGCCCUGCGUGUGGUGGAGGUGGCCAAAAAGCACACAACGCUGGACAAAGUGCAUUUAUAUUUCAAUGACAUCAGUGAGGAUGGCAAGCGAGCACUCGACAGCCUGCGCAUGGACCGGGACGGCGUCAGGGCUCUGGUCUUCCUCACAGCAGGCACUGAUGUCUCUGAUUACUGGUCCAGCAUCCUGAACGUGGUGCACAAGAAUCUGCCUUUCUGGGACCGUGAGAGGGUUCGGCAGCACCUGACCAUCAUAUUGCAGGACCUGGAGAGCAGCAGGAGGCAGACAGUCAACCCCUGGAGGAAAGCCAAGUUCCUAAGGGUGGAGAGUGAGGUGAAGAAGAUGCUGGGGAAACUCCAGCAUGGGACCCUUUGAGCCUCAUCGGUGCCAUUAUCCCAGCAGAGAUGCCCAGCAGUUGGAUGCUGCUGAAGCUGUUGAAGGUGCUGGGUACGUGGGGCCAGGCUGAAAUAUGGCAUAAAGCCCAAGAGUGAAUGGGACUUGUCUUCUGGGCUUGGACUCAAGCUUGCUUGUGAAACCCUUGGUAGCAUUAAAGUGCACCACUUUGUU